UGUCACGCGUGUUCUCUUCCUCCCAGCUAUGACUUCCUCGCUCCGGAAUUCGUUGCAUCGCCGCUCUCACAAGGAGCGCGGGCAGCUCGCCCACCGCGCCCGGUUCGGGCUACUCGAAAAACACAAGGACUAUGUGCUCCGUGCUAGAGACUACCAUGCAAAGCAGGACCAUCUCAACCGUCUUCGCCAAAAGGCUGCAGACAGGAACAAAGACGAGUUCUAUUUUUCCAUGCACAAGGAGAGAACGGUCGAGGGCGUCCACGUUCAAGACAGGGGAAACAAAUCCAUACCAAUGGAUAUGGUCAAACUCUUAAAAACCCAGGAUGAGGGAUAUAUUCGCACUAUGAGAGCUGCCGGGCUCAAGAAAAUCGAGAAGCUGAAAAAUCAGCUCACGUCACUGGCAAACCUGGUAUCCUUUUCGGACGAAGAUCUGGAUGUCGGCGACGAGCCAUUGGACGAGUCUGAGCUAGAGACGUUGCGCGUAGCUGGGGUGCUUCCUCCCGAGCCCAAAUCCAAGGGCAAGCGAAAACGCAACGCCACACCGCGGCUUGUAGUUUUUGCAGAAGAUGAAACGGAUGCACAAAAAUACCUGGACCUCCAUCAUUCAAACAGCCAGUCAGCAGAUUUAGAAAACCCCGCCCCGUUGGAUGAGCCAGUUGACCUAGGCUGGAAAGACACUACCUCGACGAGGGCCGGACGACGACGGACACGCCAUGAAGAUACCAAAGAUACAGUUGGUGACGUUGACGAAGAGGAGGCAGGGAAUAUUAAACACCGCAAACGUCUCCUGAAAGAACUCGCUGCCCGCCUGAAUAGAGACAGUCAACUCCUGUACGCGCUACGCGAGCUAGAGAUGCAGCGCCAACUUGUUGGCAAGGGCGGCCGUAGAAAGAUCCGUGCCGACAACGAGGAUGACGACGAAGACAACGAUCAGCGUACGCCAGUACGAGAAUCUAAUCCAAAGACCUACAAACCUCGUAUAUACAAGUGGCGUGUAGAAAGAAAGCGAUGAGAUCAAGACAUUCGGUCCAUAAUAUAUGAGCGUCUGAGUACCAUCCAUUACCCAAGACGACACCAGAUAUGAGAAGCCCCACCGUCCCCGGUCCAAAACCAGAAAGUGGUGCACUAUUGGCACUUGAAUUUGAUCCACCAGAUCCCGAAGAGUUGGUCUGAGGUA
Pisolithus orientalis is the source of this 1177-nucleotide messenger RNA. RefSeq names its product u3 small nucleolar RNA-associated protein 11. Gene Ontology annotation, biological process: rRNA processing. NCBI's taxonomy places the organism in Eukaryota, Fungi, Basidiomycota, Agaricomycetes, Boletales, Pisolithaceae. Gene Ontology annotation, cellular component: small-subunit processome; nucleolus. Bases 29 to 1012 code for a protein of 327 amino acids. The record is from RefSeq and is a predicted model, not a curated record. The transcript is spliced from 7 exons.